AAGGAUCGCUUUGGCCCGGCCCGGCCCGCACGGCGCUGGGCGCGGAGAACGGCCAUGCCGCCGCGGCGCAGUAUCGUGGAGGUGAAGGUGCUGGACGUGCAGAAGCGGCGCGUGCCCAACAAGCAUUAUGUCUACAUCAUCCGAGUCACGUGGUCCAGUGGCGCCACGGAGGCCAUCUACCGGCGCUACAGCAAGUUCUUUGACCUCCAGAUGCAGAUGUUGGACAAGUUCCCCAUGGAAGGAGGACAGAAAGACCCCAAGCAGAGGAUCAUUCCAUUUCUGCCAGGCAAAAUCCUCUUCCGCCGCAGCCACAUCCGGGACGUAGCCGUCAAACGCCUGAUACCAAUUGAUGAAUAUUGUAAGGCCCUGAUCCAGCUGCCCCCCUACAUCUCUCAGUGUGAUGAGGUUCUGCAGUUUUUCGAGACAAGACCUGAGGACCUGAAUCCUCCCAAAGAGGAGCAUAUUGGGAAGAAGAAAUCAGGGAAUGACCCGACCUCAGUGGACCCUAUGGUCCUGGAGCAGUAUGUGGUAGUGGCAGACUAUCAGAAGCAGGAGAGCUCAGAGAUCAGCCUCAGUGUGGGCCAAGUAGUGGACAUCAUUGAGAAGAAUGAGUCAGGUUGGUGGUUCGUCAGCACUGCUGAAGAGCAGGGCUGGGUCCCUGCAACCUGCCUGGAAGGCCAGGAUGGCGUGCAAGAUGAGUUCUCCCUCCAGCCUGAGGAAGAGGAGAAAUAUACGGUCAUCUACCCGUACACAGCUCGUGACCAGGAUGAAAUGAACCUAGAGCGAGGGGCUGUGGUGGAGGUCGUCCAGAAGAACCUGGAGGGCUGGUGGAAGAUCAGGUACCAGGGCAAAGAGGGCUGGGCCCCUGCUUCCUACCUAAAGAAGAACAGUGGGGAGCCCUUGCCCCCAAAGCUUGGCCCCAGCUCACCUGCUCACUCGGGUGCCCUCGACCUGGAUGGUGUUUCCCGGCAUCAGAAUGCUAUGGGCAGGGAGAAGGAGCUGCUGAACAACCAGAGGGAUGGCCGGUUUGAAGGUCGCCUGGUGCCCGAUGGUGACGUUAAGCAGAGAUCACCAAAGAUGAGGCAAAGACCCCCUCCUCGCCGAGACAUGACCAUUCCUCGAGGCCUCAACCUGCCGAAGCCCCCCAUCCCACCCCAGGUGGAGGAAGAGUACUACACCAUCGCUGAGUUCCAGACCACCAUCCCAGAUGGCAUCAGCUUCCAGGCGGGCCUGAAGGUGGAGGUGAUUGAGAAGAGCCUAAGUGGUUGGUGGUACAUUCAGAUGGAAGAUAAGGAGGGGUGGGCCCCAGCGACCUUCAUUGACAAGUAUAAGAAGACCAGCAGUGCCUCGAGGCCCAACUUUCUGGCCCCCUUGCCUCAUGAGAUGACCCAGCUCCGGCUUGGGGAUGCAGCUGCAACAGAGAACAAUACGGGUCCAGAAGCCGUGGGGCCCUCCAGACCCCUGCCUGAGGCACCACACGGUGCUGUGGACUCUGGGAUGCUCUGGUCCAAAGACUGGAAAGGAGGAAAAGAGGCCCCAAGAAAGGCAUCUUCAGACCUGUCUGCGUCAACAGGAUAUGAGGAGAUCUCGGACCCCACACAGGAGGAGAAGCCCAGCCUCCCUCCACGCAAAGAGUCCAUCAUCAAGUCUGAAGAGGAGUUGCUGGAGAGGGAAAGACAGAAGAUGGAGCCGCUCCGGGGCUCCUCCCCCAAGCCCCCUGGCAUGAUAUUGCCAAUGAUUCCAGCAAAGCAUGCCCCGCUGGCCCGGGACAGCAGGAAACCAGAGCCCAAACUUGACAAGAGCAAGUUCCCGCUGAGAAAUGACAUGGGGUUAGAGUGUGGCCACAAGGUGCUGGCCAAGGAAGUGAAAAAGCCCAACCUCCGGCCCAUCUCCAGGUCUAAAGCUGAGCUGUCCGAGGAGAAGGUGGACCCCACCUCCCAGAAUCUGUUCAUGAAGUCUAGACCUCAGGUUAGGCCCAAACCAACUCCUUCCCCCAAGACAGAGCCAGCUCAGAGUGAAGACCACGUGGAUAUCUACAACCUCAGGAGCAAGCUCAGACCUGCCAAGUCUCAAGAGAAAGCCUUAUUGGAUGGAGAAAGCCACCAUGCUGCUGGGAGCCAUGACACAGCCCUCAGCAGAAGCUUCCUUCCCGGGGAGGGACCUGGCCAUGGCCAGGACAGGUCUGGCAGACAGGAUGGGCUGAGUCCAAAGGAGACACCCUGCAGAGCCCCUCCCAGGCCAGCCAAGACCACAGACCCUGGGCCCAAGAAUGUGCCUGUGCCUGUCCAAGAAGCAACCCUGCAGCAAAGACCUGUGGUCCCACCUCGAAGACCCCCACCCCCCAAGAAAACCUCCUCGUCACCACUGUCGUGCAGGCCCCUUCCAGAGGUCAGAGGGGCACAGCGUGAAGAAAGCAGAGUCGCUCCUGCUGCAGGCCGGGCCCUCCUUGUCCCUCCAAAAGCCAAACCCUUCCUCUCUAACUCCUCAGUGGGCCAAGAUGACAUGCGAGGCAAAGGUGGGCUGGGGCCACGCGUCACUGGCAAGGUGGGAGAAACCAGAGAGAAGGCGGCUUCCUUCCUCAAUGCCGAUGGCCCAAAGGACUCACUUUACGUGGCCGUGGCCAACUUUGAAGGAGAUGAAGACACCAGCAGCUUCCAGGAAGGGACAGUGUUUGAAGUCCGGGAGAAGAACAGCAGUGGCUGGUGGUUCUGCCAGGUCCUCAGUGGGGCUCCUUCCUGGGAAGGCUGGAUUCCUUCCAACUACCUCCGGAAGAAACCCUAGCUUCCCCGCCCUGCCGGGAGGCCCAGCAGUCCCUGCUAGCCUUCCCCACGUAUUUAAUACGCAUCUUAAUUUAUCAGUCUCCACAUCAUUUCGAGGAAGGUGGCCAUUGGGAUGCUGUGAUAUCCUGUAGCCUGGGGUCUGAUUCUCCUGUUGUGGCUUCUCCAGAAGUCUCAAAAGCCACAGCCUUUGCCAGGUAGAAACCACGUUACCAUCCUUGUCUGUGGUAGAACCCAUCCUCAUAGGCAACAUCUUGUUAUCCAGAAGCAGGAUAGUGACACAGACCCCCAGAACUGACACCAGCCACCUGGAAGACUUCCAGACCACCCUCAAUGCUCAAUUUGGCAUAGAGGGACAGCCUCACAGCCUGUGACAACUCGCUCUAACUUCUCCAUGUUACCAGAAGCCCAGUCAUGGCUUUGUUCACCGUUCUCAGAAUACCUGGUGCCAGGAAGAACCGAGUCCCGAAAGAAUCAGCCUCCGGGGUUUCUGCUUCUAAGUCCUGAGCAGCUGCAGCUGCCCUCAAGUGGUCCUAGAGAUUCACUCGGUUAUCCUGCCUUGGACCGUGAUCAGUCCUAAAGGAGCACGCUUCACUUCACUGCUAAAGCCACUGGUCCAUUCAGGGCUUUUAAAUUCCAAUUCCCACCCACCUCCCUCAGUCCCUGGAACAAGAGUCUCCACGUUUGUUUAAGUAAGGGGCCAGUCCUUCACAAGGCACAUGGUCCAUGAGUGCUUCUUUGCCUAGUAGGUGCCAAACUGCCCUUGGCCUUCUGCCUUCAGGUUCUGUCAACCAGGCUCCCUCCCCUGUCUAUUGCACCCAUUUUCUAGUUGAGGAAAGUGAGGCUCUACAGGCCCCAGGAUAUGCUAGGUAGGAAGUGGCUGAAGGAGGCUUGAGUCCAGGUCUGCCUGACCCCAGUAUCCAUGCUCUUCUCCCUGCAAGAACAACCAGAGAGGGAAGAGAUGGAGGUUGACUGGGUAUCAGGGUAGGUGGCCUGGGGGCUUCCUUAUGUUAUGAGCAAAGGGAUGGUAGUGACUGCCCUGGACUCACAGCUGUCUCUGCAGGACAGGGUGUACCCUGGAUCCUUAGUAGCAGUUACAAAGCUUAUAGCCUGAUACCCUGUGUGUGGAAGAGAAAUAAAGGAAGCCGAGGCACUGUCCCUCUGGUGGCUAAGGACCAGCAGCUUGGUCUGUGCCAAACUAAGAACAGUACCCAAGGGCCUGUAGUGUCCUGCCCCAGCAGCAGCUGCUGCUCCGUGUAGAACAGUUGGCUUUUUAGCGUGCUCUUUCCCUGGGAGAAGCCCAGGGUAGCCCUUCCCUAUUUUGACCAAUAGACGGCUAAGGCCUGGAGAGGUCCACUUAGUUAUUGCAGAGCUAAAAAUCAGGACCCAGAUUUCUAGCUCCCAGCCCAGACCAACUUGUACCUAUGAAUGGGCUUCCUGUGAAAGCGGGGUAGGGUUGGGAGGGCCAAGCUCCAUCCCAUCCCACAGUCCCUACAGAAGAGGGGACAGCCCUGUCUGGUUCUACACUUCCCCAGUGUUCAUUUUUAAUGUGGUUUGGAAACCACGAAGCCCCCUUUCCCAAGAUGCUUGCAUCUUACUUGCAGUGCCAAAGAUUUUGUGCAAGGGGAUCCUUUCUGCACCCCACCCCUGCCCAACUCUCUCUGCUUUCCUCUGACCCACCUGGCGCUGUCACUCUCUUCCUCUGUUCAGCCUGCAGUCCCCUACGCCCCACCCCCACCCCCCAGCACUGGGCCUGGGUAGGAGGCACCUGAAGGAUGACCCUGCUUAGUCUGUGCCCUGGGCCUCGGGGGAAAGCGGCAGUUAGGGAGAGGGGAAGCUGAGAGAGUCUUCAGCUCUGGAGCAGCACUUGAGAGCCUCAUGCCCACACCCACGCUGUGCAGGAAUCCUCAUAGCUUUCUAUUUGUUGGUGGUUUUUGAGUUUCGACACCUCUGCUUGACCAGCUUUCUGAAGCCGUUUUACAGGCCUUUGGUUGUUGCUGUUUUGUUUUUCCUGCUUGCACUUGGCUCUCUGUGACCUUCUCAAGUAUUUUACAAGUCCCUUCUAUGCCGCAGAUGCUGGGUAGACCAGGGAGCGGGGAGGGGGGCAUCACCCUGCACUGAAGAACUGAGCUUUGCCCACUAGCUCCAGUGAAGAAGUCAUCUGCCUUCUACCCUCCUCUCUGGUCAGCUGAGGCAGAGCAGACAGGCCUUCCUGUGGGCAAUGAGAGAAUUUACCUUUUGUCCUAUCCUUGUGCUGCUGUGAACUGUAUGUGUGCCGGGUUCCCUUUCUGUUCACUGUCUUUUUCUUGGGUCACACACACAGUCUGAAGGUUUCUGUGGCAAGCUCCAUCGGCCAUAGUGCUUCAUCACUAGCCUGGGCAACCGGAAGCGAGUGGGUCUGCAGAGCCAAGUCACUCACCCAAUUUCCCUUGCCUGGGACUUAGCUUUUCAACAUCCAGGACUGUGGUCACUCCUGUCGGGAUGGAGCAUAUAUGCCAGACUCCCCCUCACCCCCCAUCCCUGCCUACUUCCAAGGCCAGGGUAGCAAUGUCUGGGCCAAUCACAGAUCAGAUCACCGACACAAACUUGUGCCCCUCCCCUGCAACUAACAUUCACAUCAACUCUGUUGAUGUGAUGGCAGGGACCACCUCAAUACAUAAUGGGAAAGUUAAGGUAUGGAGAGUGAAGUCACAUCCUGCCUUGUUCAGGUUCGGGCCACCAGCAAAGAAAUGUUACAGUUCUGAUUUUAGGUGUCUCUCCCUCAAUCCCCUGACCAAACAUUGGUCAUUGACCAGAUGGCCCCUCUUGGAUGAACCCUGCUCUCUGGCUCCAUGGUUGCAUUGUUUCUGCCUGAGAGUAAGUAUAGUACCCUGCCUCUGGAAACCUGGGCUUGAAAACAGCCAUUGCUAGAUGGAAACUUUGCUUAUAUUUUCUGGCCAGAGUCACUCUUGGCCAUUUAUGUUAAUACCAUGGCUCCCGGCUGAGGCCAGGGGUGGUCUGUGCUCCAGCUACUUCUAGUCCUGCCAGGAAAUGGCAAGAGCCAUGCUAGGCGCUCACAGGCGGGGUGUUUUGUUUUGUUUUGUUUUGUUUUGUUUUUGAGCCUCUGCCACCAGACCGCCCCAUAGAGUUGAUUUCUAUGGCACAGUUCUUGACCUUAAACUGUCUCUGAACCCACUGGGGACUUGGGGAGUGGAUGGAAAGUGGGGAUACAUGUGCUUCACUAAAGAACAGGUGCCAAAUCUCCCCACAAGAACUUAGGACAGACAGUCUAGUGUUUAUCGCCAAAUUCUGGCCCUUAGUGAGAGGAAGAAACUGACCAUCUAAGGAGAGUGGUGUGGAGUUGUGGUGCAGCCAGAAAGCAAUGGCCCGAAUGUGUGGGCCCCAGGCUCCAUCCCCAGCAUCACAGAUAAACAAGAACCUUAAUGGCUUAGCUCCUGUCCUUCCAUUGAGCCCAGGGCUCUUCAGUGUCGACAUAGUCCAUACCCUGGGAAGCCUUGCCAUUUCUUUGAACAGUGUGGCCAUCUCGGCCCCUUCGGUGGCUGUCUAAACUUUCCUUCAGGGUUUUUCCUGUAUACUAUGGACAGCCAUAUCCUACCACAGACCAAAGAUUCCCUGAAGUCAGAGGGGUGUGGACUGAAUGGGUAGAAAAUUAAUUUGUAUCAAGGCCCAAGGGUUUGCCUUUGCCUGGAAGAAUUGCUCCUAACUUGCUAAGGUUCUAGCAGCAGGACUGACCUGACCCCAAGCAGAGCUGUACAGUUAAGACAAUGGUUCGUACUCCUCACCUCCUGGACAACCGUCCCACAGACCAGACCUUCCUGCUCUAGGGAGUGAUGCUUGGUCCCCGGUGCUAUCUAGUUGAGGUACCAAGCCCCUCAAAUGUGAGGGUUCCAUCUUCUUCCCUGUCUCUGUACUCCUUCCCCAAGGAAGCCCUCUUAGCUCCCAUCAGAAUGAGGGCUUAGCUUCUGUCCUUCAAAAGACCAGACCCGGUGCCAUCGCCAGUGGCCUUCCCUCUCACCUCUGCUUUUAAGAGCAAAGGUGCCCUGCCAGGCUUAUUACAGCAAUAAACAAUUCUAAUGCAAUGGAGGUGUCCGGAUUAUGCCUGCAAUGCCUUUGUGCCCUGUAAUUACUAGUAGCACCUCUCGUACAUACCAGAGAGUGUGAUAAACUGUGGUCACCUUAGCCAUACAUGGUUCCUGUUUCGGGGCCACUGAGGUUGCUUCUAACAUCCCUCCAGAAACAGUGGGCUCUAGACAGCGUGGCCCACUGUAUUCAUGGGCCCACAGCUGGUGCUGGGAACCCCUGGGUUCUCAGCCCUUCUCACACCCCCUAGGCCAACUGACAGGUCCUGGUGGUGGCUUUUAUCUCCCGUGAGUGUUUAAUGUGAGGGGGCAGGGGAUGAACACCUAGCUGUAGCAUGUAGAGACUGUAUACCAUUAGUCUUUUCUUUUUUAAAAUAAUAAAAUGCUUGACUGGUUUCAAGCUUCGUUGUAAAGAUGUAGUGUUUGUGGAUUUCAUCUGGCUGAAAGAGAUACAUGCCCCGGUGUCUGGACUUCAUGCGUUGGUGUCUGCACUUGAGCUCUUUGUGUCUGAAGAAGAGAAAUAAACAGAAUCUGUUCAAGCAUUGCCUAGAAA
Messenger RNA from Mus musculus (house mouse), 7409 nucleotides. It is a transcript of the gene Sh3pxd2b, whose product is annotated as SH3 and PX domains 2B. The transcript has 13 exons. Gene Ontology annotation, molecular function: phosphatidylinositol-5-phosphate binding; phosphatidylinositol binding; phosphatidylinositol-3-phosphate binding. NCBI's taxonomy places the organism in Eukaryota, Metazoa, Chordata, Mammalia, Rodentia, Muridae. Bases 55 to 2781 code for a protein of 908 amino acids. Gene Ontology annotation, cellular component: cytoplasm; podosome. Gene Ontology annotation, biological process: skeletal system development; bone development; protein localization to membrane. The record is from RefSeq and is marked validated.